This is a messenger RNA of Lathyrus sativus (Indian pea), 918 nucleotides long. The record is from the annotation of a GenBank genome assembly. Lineage: Eukaryota; Viridiplantae; Streptophyta; Magnoliopsida; Fabales; Fabaceae.
AUGCAUAUUGAGAAUAAUUUUUUUGAUAAUGUAUUUAACACAGUGAUGGAUGUCCAAGAAAAGACAAAAGAUAAUGAGAAGGCUAGAAAUGACUUGGAAAUUUUGUGUAAUCGAAAAGACUUGGAGUUAAAACCUCAACCAAAUGGAAAAUUAUUAAAACUCAAUGCUUGUCACACUCUUACUCCCCAAGAAGCAAAAGCAAUUUGUCGAUGGUUAAAUGAGUUGAGGAUGCCCGAUGGUUAUUCUUCUAACUUAGCAAGAUGUGCUGAUGCAAAAAUAGGAAAGCUGCAUGGAAUGAAAAGUCAUGAUUGUCAUGUUUUCAUGGAACGAUUGCUUCCAAUUGCAUUCAGUUCACUUCUUAAGCAUGUUCUUAAUCCACUAAUUGAGAUUAGUCAGUUUUUUAAAGACAUUUGUGCGUCAACUUUACGAGUGGAUGACAUCUUUAAGUUGGACCAAAAUAUUCCCAUCAUUCUCUGCAAGUUAGAGAAAAUAUUUCCCCCAGGUUUCUUUAAUUCUAUAGAGUAUCUCCCUAUGCAUCUUGCUUAUGAAUCUUACCUUGGUGGACCUGUUCAAUAUAUAUGGAUGUAUCCAUUUGAACGAUUCAUGGGUGAUUCAAAGCGAUCAGUGAAAAAUAAGGCUAAAGUUGAGGGAUCAAUAUGUGCAUAUUAUUUGCAUCGAGAAACUUCACAUUUUUGCUCUCAUUAUUUCAAUCAUAUGAUGUUGACUCCGAGAAUCAUAAGGAAUGAAGUUCACUUUAGUGAAAGAAGUCAAUUCACCUUAUCGAAUUUUGGCCGUCCCGGUCGUCCUUCUCGAAAGACAAGUGUGCAUUGGUUGUCUGAAAAAGAAAUGCAAAAUGCUCAUGUUCAUGUUUUGAUUAACUACAUUGAAGUUAAACCAUAUCUUGAGCAAGUAUAUUAA